Molecule: messenger RNA, 996 nt
Organism: Racocetra persica
Lineage: Eukaryota; Fungi; Glomeromycota; Glomeromycetes; Diversisporales; Gigasporaceae
Source: the annotation of a GenBank genome assembly
AUGUCUCGCAUUAGGAGAAACGAAAUUUCAAAUGUUACUUUAUCUAGAAUUAAUUAUGACAAUUAUAGACAAAAAUUUCCAAGUUUCUUAAAACAAGGUGUUUCCUUUUCUAAUCAAUUGAAUCUUCAUGAACAAUUAAGGACCAUUAAAGAUGAAAAUCAUUUUACAAACGAAUUUUUUAUGGCUACGAAAAUUUAUACUAAUAAUCAAUCCAAAAAGAUAAACUCUGACCAUAACGCUUGUCAAAUUACUAUCGAUGUUGAUGAUUAUUCUUCGUUGACUGACACCUCAGAUUCUGGCUCAGAACACUACGCAACUGACGAUGAACAAUCAAAUAUUUUGCAACAAUCCAGUUCAUUAAAUAAUGAACAGUUAAUUAAUAACGAAGUUCUUAAAGUUCAAACAGAAUCCAAUAAUAUCCAAGAGAAAGCAACAAAUAAUUGUCUACAACCUAAAGCAACGAAUAAUUGUCUACAACCUGCGGCUAUCAAUUUUUCACAAUCAAAAUUUUCUAAUGAUAGACAAAGUCAAUCGCAAAAUGUUUACGUUUGUUCACAAAAUAAUGCGUUGAAAAUAGAAAACUACGUAGUGAAAUCUGAAUUAAGCAAUUUAAAAGCAAAAUACACAGUCUUGGAAAAGGAAAAUACCCAUUUAAAAGAAAAGUACAAAUCACAAGAAAUAGGAUUCAGAAAAAUAAUCAAAGAUCUCGAAAACACAAUCAAAAGCCUUGAAGCAGAACUUAGAAAUAACAAAAUAAAGUUUAAAGCAGAACGUAAAGAACUUGUAACAGAAUUAAAUUUGUUAAAAAACAAGAUCAAAGAAGCCGAAACUAGACAAAAACAAUUGGAAAAUAAGAUUAACAAGAUAAUUGAAGAUCAAAAAGAACUAAGAAAAAAGUCUGAAAAGGAGAAGCAAGAACUUCAAAAUCAAGUAUACGAUCUACAAGAAGAAAAAAUAAAGGAAAUAGUCGAUAAAUCAAAAGGAGGAUGCAAUUAA